Molecule: messenger RNA, 2778 nt
Organism: Aphanomyces astaci
Lineage: Eukaryota; Oomycota; Saprolegniomycetes; Saprolegniales; Verrucalvaceae
Product: TKL protein kinase
Exons: 3
Coding region: 69-2726 (885 amino acids)
Biological process (GO): protein phosphorylation
Molecular function (GO): protein kinase activity; ATP binding
Source: RefSeq, a predicted model, not a curated record
GCGCCCAAGCUGUUUCAGUUAUCUUGCAACCACCACGUCCUAGACAAAGCGGCGGAGAGGCGAGUUAGAUGGCGACAGGACGGCGUCCCAUGCCCAAGGUAUCUCCCAACGCCACGGACGGCGGCGACUCCCCGAGCAAGAUGGGCGCCGGUUCCAUCUUCUUCCGCAAGACCGCGUCCAAGCGCGAGUCCAAGAAACGCACGGAGGAGUUCGAGAUCAACUUUAUGAGUCUGCGCUUCGCCGACAACGACCUCGAGGGCCGCUUCCGCCUGGCGAGGCAGGCCAAGUACCGCAGCCGACUCCGCUACGGCGCUGGGUUCACGGCGUGCGUGAUCCCGCUGCUCGUGGUCAUGCAGGCCACCCUCAAGCGCGACACGACCAACCACUGGACCGAGGUACCGCUCGUGCUCAUCUUCCCGGGGAUCGUCGGGCUCUGCGGCUUCAGCGUCGUCGUGUUCAGCGGGUACUUCCAGAGCGCCAACAGCAGCGCGGCGCUCACCCUCGUAUGCCUCGUCGGCCAAGUAUGUGCCCUGCUUGACACUACCGCCGCCGCCACAGAUGUGACGGAGAAGAAUGUGUGGGUGCAGUUUAUCUUUUCGUUGGGCAUCACGUCGUCGACGGGGCUUACGUUCAUUGAAGCCGGUGUCGUGCUGAUAUGCAGUAGCUUGUGCUUUAUCGUGAUGGCUUGGGCACAUUACUCGGUCGAGCCCACCAUGAGUCUGAGCAGUCCGGGGACGUCCAUGGCUGCCGUAUUCCUUUACUCGAUCUUCCUCUCGUUUCUGUCGUGGAACUGGGAGUACGAAGAGCGCCGCGAUUUUGUCUUGACGGAGCGGUUGGCCAAGGAAAACGUGCAGAUUCAAAUGACGAUGGAGAUGACGGGAUGGUUCAGCGGCGGCGCGGCCGUGUCUAGCGAGGGCGGCGGUGGUGGCGUCCACAGCCAAGGCGGGGUCCUCCACUCCAACUGCCACAUCGACCCGAAAGACGUCGAGCUCGGCAACGAGCUCGGUAGCGGAACAUUUGGCUGCGUAUACGCAGCGCGAUGGAAGGAAACCAGCGUGGCCGUGAAGAAGAUCACAUUGCAGGGGGACACACAGGCGAUCGUGACAUCGUUCGGGGCGGAAGCAUCCGUGAUGGCGCAGCUCCGCCAUCCAAACGUGGUCAUGUUUAUGGGCGUGAUGCUCCACCCAGAAUACGUGGGGUUGGUCAUGGAGAUAUGCCCCAAGGGUAGCGUUCACGGCGUCAUUCACUCGGAGGAGCUCAAGAUCGACUGGACGCUGCUGCUACGCAUGCUCCUCGACUCGGCCCGCGGCAUGAACUUCCUGCACAGCUCGUCGCCGCCGCUCAUCCAUCGGGACCUCAAGUCCAUCAACUUGCUCAUCGAUGCAGACUGGCGGUGCAAAGUUAGCGACUUUGGCCUGAGUAAACUCAAGGCAUUCCGGGACGACUCGUUCAGCGAGUCCGCCACCAAGCGCAUGUACGUUGGCACGCCCAUGUGGCUCGCGCCCGAGGUCUUUAACGGCGACGAGCACACGGAGAAGACGGACGUGUACAGCUUUGGCAUCAUCCUGUACGAAGCGUUGAGCGGCGCGAGUCCGUUUGAAAACGUGAGCGCGGACGCGGUGCCGUUCAUCGUUCAAAGCGGCAAGCGGCCGACGGACUUCACGCCGCUGGAACCCCUCGAACAUGCAGGACUCGAGCCCCUUCCCACACUCAUGCACAAGUGUUGGGACGUGAACCCGAUGGUCCGUCCGACGUUCACCGCGAUCAUCUCGGCGUUGCAGGUAGCGUUGAUUGCGUUCUGCGGCGACGAAGCAUGGGAAGACCACAUCAUCUUUCCCGAUCGAAAGCUGGUUUUGACCAAUGCUGUGGAGCCCGAAGAUGGGUUUUUAAUCACAGAGAAGGAUGUCGUGUGCGGUGAUAGCAUCGGUAAGGGGGUGUUUGGGGUCGUGUACUCCGGCACGUACUUUGGCACGCCCGUAGCCAUCAAGAAGCUCCCGAUCGGAGCGGUGCCGAAGAACACAAUGAUUGAGUUUCACAAGGAAUGCUCCAUCAUGAAAGGGCUGCAUCACCCAAACAUUGUGCUGUUUAUGGGGUCGUGCUCGAACUCGCCCAAUCUCCUGCUCGUGACGGAGCUGCUUGUGAAUGGCAGCUUUUUUGAUUACUACCACAAGAGACCCAAACCAGUAGGUGUAGCCGACCACCGAUCGCUGUGCUAUAACAUCGCACUGGACAUGGCGCGAGGCCUGGCGUAUCUGCACAACCACAUCCCCGUGGUGAUUCAUCGAGAUCUCAAGUCUCAGAAUAUCCUCCUCGAUGCAACCAUGCGCACCAAAAUUGCCGACUUUGGGCUGUCCAAGUUCCGCGAAGUAGGCAAGACCAUGAGCAUCUGCGGAUCGCCGCUGUGGGUGGCACCUGAAGUGCUCCGGGGGGAGAAGUACGGCACGCCGUGCGACGUCUUUAGCUUUUCGAUCAUUGUAUGGGAAGCGCUGGCGUGGUCCGAGCCGUACCCGUCGAUGGGGUCGAGCGAAGUGAUGAAGGGCGUCGCGUGCGGCAACUUGCGGCCAGUCAACCCCGACGACACCCCACUCUGCCUGGACAAACUGCUCAAGGAAUGCUGGCAACGCAAACAAGAGCUCCGCCCAGGCUUUAACCAGAUCGUGCCCAUGCUCGAAGCCAUGAAGGACGAGUUCCUGAACCUGCACAACGUCGGCAACAACGUUGGGUGAAUAGAAACAGUGAAACGUAUAACGUUAUCUUGAAUAAAAAUUGUGUCCUUUU